Molecule: messenger RNA, 486 nt
Organism: Monoraphidium neglectum
Lineage: Eukaryota; Viridiplantae; Chlorophyta; Chlorophyceae; Sphaeropleales; Selenastraceae
Exons: 1
Biological process (GO): non-motile cilium assembly; intraciliary transport
Cellular component (GO): intraciliary transport particle B; Golgi apparatus; centrosome
Source: RefSeq, a predicted model, not a curated record
CGGGUCGGCGCGGACGCGGGCGGCGCGCUCGAGCGGCUGGCGGCGCGGGAGGCGGCGCUGGCUGCGCAGCACGCGGGCGCGCUGUCCGAGUUCGCGGCGGCGCGGCGCGCGCUGGCGGAGGCGCAGGAAGAGGCGGCGGCGCGCGCGGACGGGGUCGGGGCGCGGGACUCAGAGCUGCACCGGCUGGGGGCGGCCCUUGAGGAAGCUAAGGGGGCGCUGGAGGAGCGCGGCAGCAGCCUGAGCGACGCAUCCCCGCUGGUGCGCAUCAAGGCGGCGAUCGCGGCGCUGAGGGGGGAGCUCGGCGGCAUGGAGGUGCGCAUCGGCGUGGUGAGCCACGCGCUGACUCAGCUGAGCCUGAGCGACAAGCAGGCGGCGGCGCGCGACGCGGCGGCGCGGGGCGGGGAGGGCUCGGCGGCUUCGGCGGCGGUGGCGGGGCCGGGGCCGGGGCCGGGCGCGCGAGGCGGGAAGCGGGGGGUGCGGCUGUGA